Molecule: messenger RNA, 1315 nt
Organism: Polypterus senegalus (gray bichir)
Lineage: Eukaryota; Metazoa; Chordata; Cladistia; Polypteriformes; Polypteridae
Gene: ppa2
Product: inorganic pyrophosphatase 2
Exons: 11
Coding region: 89-1069 (326 amino acids)
Biological process (GO): phosphate-containing compound metabolic process
Cellular component (GO): extracellular exosome; cytoplasm
Molecular function (GO): inorganic diphosphate phosphatase activity; magnesium ion binding
Source: RefSeq, a predicted model, not a curated record
AGUUAGAUGGCAGUGUGGUGCCUGGAGGAGGGCCUCCCUAACGGAGCUCACGGACAGCGAAGGUAGUUGUGUUCUCCGAAGUGACAGCAUGCAGAGGUCUGCAAGUACUGGUUUCAUAUCCCGCGCCACAUUCCUUCUUUCCUUGAGCUGUUCAAGGAGGGUCACAUUUGCACAGACGCUUUCCUUGCAGCUCCGAAAAAUGGCGAGUUACACUACGGAAGAGCGAGGAAGGCCGAACACGCCCGACUACAGAAUCUAUUUUAAAAACCCAGAGGGAAAAUACAUUUCACCUUUCCAUGACAUACCACUGUUUGCAGGUAUUGAACAGACUGUUUUCAAUAUGGUGGUUGAAGUACCUAGAUGGACAAACGCCAAAAUGGAGAUUUCCACUAAAGAACCACUUAAUCCUAUUAAACAGGAUGUAAAAAAAGGCAGACUCCGUUAUAUUUCAAAUGUUUUUCCUUAUAAAGGUUAUAUUUGGAACUAUGGAGCCCUUCCACAGACAUGGGAGGAUCCCAACCAUAAGGACAGUGAUACAGACUGCUGUGGUGACAAUGACCCAAUUGAUGUCUGCGACAUUGGCUCAAAGGUCUGUUUGCCAGGAGAGGUGAUUCAGGUUAAGGUGCUUGGAAUUUUUCCUUUAAUUGAUGAAGGAGAGACAGACUGGAAGAUCAUUGCUAUUAACACUGAAGAUCAAGAUGCUGAAAAUAUUAACUCCAUUGAAGAUAUCAGGAGACUUAAACCUGGUUACCUUGAGGCUACAUUGAGCUGGUUUAAAAAUUACAAAGUACCAGAUGGAAAGCCACAAAAUCAGUUUGCACAUAACGAAGAAUUCAAAGGCAAGGAAUAUGCAGUUGACAUAAUUAAAUCUACACAUGCAUACUGGAAAGCACUAGUCCUGAAGAAGGCAAAUAGUGGUUCGAUAAACUGUAAAAAUGUAUCUGUAUUCAAAAGUCCAUUUCAAUGCAGUGAGGAGGAAGCUUCUUUAAUUGUACACACGAGCAAAGAGCAUGAGGAAGCAGAUUCUAUUUCUGAAGAAGUGAACAAAUGGUUCUUUCUUCCAAAGUGAUUGAUUAUAUAUGCAUUCUGAAUGGAAUCAAUUUAUCUAUCCAAAGGAAUCGGAGAGUGUAAGGCACUUCACAUAAACCUGCAAGUUUAGUUGUGGUUCAGACUUUAGCAACAAAAGACCUAUGUAAAAAGACUCAAUGUUUUUAUAAUUUAUGCUGUUUAAUUUAUAUCUUUCAGAAAUAUCACAUUUAGAUAUUUUGUAUCUUGGCAAAAUAAAAGAAAAUCUGAUUUCACAAGCUUUAAUUUA